GGCCAGACCAGAGGAAGGGACGGCAGGGAGGUGGCAAGGCGCAGACGCAGAGAACAGCCUUUGCUUGGCGGACGCAUCGAGGGAGGCGCGUGGGAGCCAUGCUUCUCCCCUCUUCGUCUUCCUCUCCCGCUUCCAAAGUCGCCAGUCGGCACAGCAUGUUCUGUGGAUCAGAACUGAUGUCAUUCGUCACUAAUCUCCCGGCUUUCAUCUUUAAUUAGGUUCCGUUUGCUCUUUUCCACUUACGUUUUUUCUCUUUCCAUAUGUGUACAUUUCUUUCAGCAGGUUUCCUUGUCAUAUAUGUACAUGUUCGUAGGCUAGUGAAGUUGUGAACUAUAGUAGUCUCUUGCAGCUCUGAUUUGCAAUUUGUUGCCUAAAAACCACAUGAGAUCAGGCCUGCCCAGGUGAAGCUGUCAAACUUAAAUUAGUAAUUCAGGUAUCAGAAUGUAUUCUAUUAUUCAGUUUGUGAGUGUGCACUAUAGGAAGAUCAACCUUCCAAGUAUUGUGUUUUUUUGUUAUGCUUUAGAAAAUUUUGGUGAUGGAUCAAAAAGUUUUUUUUUUGGUCAAAUGGAGUAUGUCAGUCCCAUAGGCCAUAGCCAAUAUAAGGGAAGCCUAACUUGCUCAUGUUUCUUGAGCGAAAACACACAAUAAACUUGGAUCUUAGGGCAUCGAAUAAACAUUAUGUCUAUGCAUGUUCCUUUUUCUGAGCAUAAGUUUAUUGUGUAAGUCGCAUAAUGUUAACAAUCAUACGUGGCUCCAUUUUUUUUAUAGAGGAUGUGAGUUGUGACUAAAAAUUAGCACAAAUAGUAAGAUACUUGUUCCCAGCCUAACCACACUUUCUGCUCUUGUUGAGUAGCUAAACAUUUUGCAGAAAUGUCUCUAGCUAUAACAUAUUUUGAAGUCUUUAACCAUCAACUUCUAUUGUGACAUGUUUUAAAAUUAUAAAAUAUAACAUUAUAAGUAUUUUACAAGGCAACUCAUCUACCCACCUGGCCACCGUUAAUAAUCAUAUAAAGACAUUGUGGGACGAAAAUAAAAGAGUUGAUAACACACUUUGCAGUACGAUGUAUACUUUUUUCCCACUAGGGAGUAACCAUUUUCUUCCUCUUGCUUUCUCGGGAAAAGCUUUCCAAAAUAGGCACAUGCUGUGAGUCGACAUAGUAACACCACACUAGGUAGAAAUAAAAUGUCAAUAACAAGAGACCAGUCUAGAUCUUUACUCUGUCAUUAUAAGAAACACCUAAGGAAGAAGUACUAUUUAUUCAGGGGAUGUUGUUACUUAUCUUCAGUUGAGGAUCCUUUGCACAUUCAAAAUUAUUUUAGUAAUUUAAUGCAGCAAAACCAUGCUUUCAUUUCUUGUAUCAGGUAACUCCUUCGGAAACACAGUUAAUGACCAUAUGAGAUCAACUUUGAGUUUUGAUAACAAGCAAUCUCCAUUUGCAAGUCAAAACAUUGACUACGGUCAAACAAUAGCUUGCAUUUCAUACCCGUACAAUCAUUCUGGCUCAGGAGGUGUUUGGGCAGCCUAUGAGUCAGGCACCACUGCUACCACUGUGCAGUUCCAUUCCCAAAUUUCUGGUGGAGGUGCAAGAAUUCCCUUACCUUUGGAAUUAGCAGAGAAUGAACCCAUAUACGUGAAUCCCAAACAAUAUCAUGGUAUACUUCGCAGAAGACAGUUACGUGCCAAGUUAGAGGCUCAGAACAAGCUAGUCAAAGCCCGAAAGCCUUACCUUCAUGAGUCAAGGCAUCUUCAUGCAAUGAAGAGGGCACGAGGUUCCGGUGGACGAUUCCUCAACACUAAGCAGUUCCAGCAGCAACAGCAGUCCCACACUGCCUCCACCAGGUCCACCACAAAUGGCACAAGCUCCUCAGGCUCAACUCAUCUACGGCUUGGUGGUGGCGCAGCUGGAGAUCGAUCUAUGUUGGCACCCAAAACAAUGGCCUCACAAGACAGUAGCAAGAAGGCUGUUUCUUCAGCUCUUGCCUUCACUGUGACUCCAAUGUUGCACAGAGAUGAUGCCUUCUUGCAGCACCCAAGCCAUUAUCUCAGUUUUUCUGGCCAUUUCGGGCAGGCAAGCGUGCAAGCUGGGAUGCAUAAUGGAAGUCAGCAUAGGGUUCCAUUUAUGAGAUGACAGUUUGCGAACCAUAGCUGGUGAUCCAUGCUUCUAUGGUCCUAGUGUCCGGUGUGGUCUCAGUCUCUCAGGCAAUUCAUCCUUGGCUUAGUUUAUGGCUUGUUAUUAGAAGGUACCAAAUGUUUUUUCAUACUGUUGUCGCCAUACAACCCAUAGACCUGGUUUUGUUGGUUGACACUCCUACCCAAAAUAUUGUUGCAGUGGUGUGUGUUAGAAUAAACCUUAGCUUUUGGGUUAUAGUAGUAGUACAUUAUGCUGUACAAUUUGCCUUUAUCGUGUACUGCCAAAUAUUGUGGAGUGGUCAGUUUGUCCAGUUUAUGGCCUCAACAAGUCUACCUGUUUGUCACAACAUCUGCGAUCUGCUUAGAAAAAUCACAGUGCAGCCUGUUAUUGCUGCGCUCUGAGGUGCAGUGGUCCGUCCUAG
Messenger RNA from Sorghum bicolor (sorghum), 2553 nucleotides. Its product is annotated as nuclear transcription factor Y subunit A-5. The coding region runs from base 1341 to 2129 and encodes 262 amino acids. The transcript is spliced from 5 exons. The record is from RefSeq and is a predicted model, not a curated record. Gene Ontology annotation, molecular function: RNA polymerase II cis-regulatory region sequence-specific DNA binding; DNA-binding transcription factor activity, RNA polymerase II-specific. NCBI's taxonomy places the organism in Eukaryota, Viridiplantae, Streptophyta, Magnoliopsida, Poales, Poaceae. Gene Ontology annotation, biological process: regulation of transcription by RNA polymerase II.